AUGUCAACAUCUAUGAUUUACAUGCAAAAGCAAUUAGCUAAAACACAUGGUGCCAAUUUAUUUGCAAUCGAUACUUCUAUUGAAAUAAGUCAGGAAGAGUAUUUAGAACUAUACAUGCACAUUGUUUAUGAUCCCGAUUUCUUCUCUAAAACUAAUGAAUAUGUUUUGUUGGAUAUUGGUUCUGGUGUUUUGAAGGAGCUUUUUUCACAUAUUAAUGCUGGUUUCAGUUAUAUGGUGGCAUCAUUUAGCGCAAAAGUUAAUGUAAGUAUUUUCGUUGGACUUGAUGGUACACCUAUUCGACAUUCCUAUCCUUAUCUUGUAGCUAUACUUCCAAACCACGUUGAAAUCAGGAAUAUAGUUACUCAAUCAUUACUUGAAUAUCAAGAGGUAAUAAGUUUGGCUGAACAAAUCGAUCCCCUUCAUCUUGAAAAUAAGGACGCAAAACUUUAUCAAAUACGUAAUCUUUAUGCACGUCAUCUUUUUCGACUCAAGAGUUUUGAUGCUGAAAUGACUAUUUUUCAAGAGUUGGAAACUGGCCCUGCAGAAGUUAUUGCUUUGUACCCAUCAUCUGUAUCAAAUUGCCUUCAUCAUAAAUCGAAAAUAAAUGAGAAGGGAUGCGGAAUAGCAGCACAAACGGAAGAUGAAAAUGGUUUAAUCGAAACCAUAGAAAAUGAAAUCUUAGAUUUUAAAAUCCUACAUCAUCAACAGGUUUAUAAUCCAAAUGAACAAAUGUCACUUGAUUCAUCAUCAUCUGAUAGAAUUGGUUUAACAAAUGGAGGCUUAAACCUUGGACCAUUACUUCGUGUAUAUAAUUAUGUAAAUGUUGAAGAAACCGAAGGAAUUUUAUUUGAUCGAAAGAAAUAUAAAGAAUUGGUUGAUUUAUAUCAUGGAAAAGGCAAACAUCGAAAAUCUUUAAAAUUAUGCUGA
This is a messenger RNA of Entrophospora candida, 927 nucleotides long. The record is from the annotation of a GenBank genome assembly. NCBI's taxonomy places the organism in Eukaryota, Fungi, Glomeromycota, Glomeromycetes, Entrophosporales, Entrophosporaceae.